AUGCUGCUUGCUCUGUCACAGCUGAGCCCAUUUUGUGCAAUGCAGAUCCACCGCUGCCUCAAAAGCAACUCUUUGAGCAGUCGGACCAAGGCGAUACAAAAGAAGAUGCUCAUCCUCCUAUCAAUUCAGAUUACAAGCCCAACGUUAUUUAUGAAUCUUCCGCUGGGUAUUAUGUUUUUACUGCUCUUCACUGGACUUCCUAGUCCACCUUUUAUAGACAAUUUUGUUGGUAUUGCAAUGGCACUCUAUCCGCUAAUGGGACCGAUUAUCACUGUAGUAUUCGUCAAAGACUAUCGAAAAGUGCUGCUUACAACAUUACAUAUUUCUAAAAAAGUCAACCCCUCCACUAUACCUCCUGCUAUCACAGUCAGAACGGCUUCUACGUGCAAAUAA
Messenger RNA from Ostertagia ostertagi, 393 nucleotides. The record is from the annotation of a GenBank genome assembly. Lineage: Eukaryota; Metazoa; Nematoda; Chromadorea; Rhabditida; Trichostrongylidae.